CCGGCGGGGUCCGUGGUGCGGGAUCGGGGUUGCAGGCUAUGGCGCCGAAGGUUUUUCGUCAGUACUGGGAUAUCCCCGAUGGCACUGAUUGCCACCGCAAAGCCUACAGCACCACCAGUAUUGCCAGCGUCGCUGGCCUGACCGCUGCUGCCUACAGAGUCACACUCAAUCCUCCGGGCACCUUCCUUGAAGGAGUGGCUAAGGUCGGACAAUACACGUUCACUGCAGACGCUGGCAGUGAGCGCCCAAGAGGCUCCUGCUGUGCCCGUCUCGAGGCCAUUGCUCUUCCCGUCUACCCCGCAGCUGCUGUCGGGGCUGUGUUUGGCCUCACCACCUGCAUCAGCGCCCAGGUCCGCGAGAAGCCCGACGACCCCCUGAACUACUUCCUCGGUGGCUGCGCCGGAGGCCUGACUCUGGGAGCACGCACGCACAACUACGGGAUCGGCGCCGCCGCCUGUGUGUACUUGGGCAUAGCGGCCUCCCUGGUCAAGAUGGGCCAGCUGGAGGGCUGGGAGGUGUUUGUAAAACCCAAGGUGUGAGCCCUGUGCCUGCCGGGACCUCCAGCCUGCAGAAUGCGUCCAGAAAUAAAUUCUGUGUCUAUGUGUG
Molecule: messenger RNA, 606 nt
Organism: Pongo pygmaeus (Bornean orangutan)
Lineage: Eukaryota; Metazoa; Chordata; Mammalia; Primates; Hominidae
Gene: NDUFA11
Product: NADH:ubiquinone oxidoreductase subunit A11
Exons: 4
Coding region: 39-539 (166 amino acids)
Biological process (GO): mitochondrial electron transport, NADH to ubiquinone
Cellular component (GO): mitochondrial inner membrane; respiratory chain complex I
Source: RefSeq, a predicted model, not a curated record